Messenger RNA from Fusarium fujikuroi IMI 58289, 993 nucleotides. Its product is annotated as related to TGL2-triacylglycerol lipase. Gene Ontology annotation, molecular function: triacylglycerol lipase activity. The record is from RefSeq and is a predicted model, not a curated record. Bases 1 to 993 code for a protein of 330 amino acids. The transcript has 2 exons. NCBI's taxonomy places the organism in Eukaryota, Fungi, Ascomycota, Sordariomycetes, Hypocreales, Nectriaceae.
AUGAACAGAUCGGUAAUAUGGCGCAACGCGCCUGAUUUACUCCUAUCUCGGCAACUAUACCGCGCGCAAUGGCAUCGAAGCUUCGCUUGCAGCGCUUACCUUACACGUGAACAUGAUCCGAGGAUAAAGGCGUUAGGCAGGGAAAUAUCUGACGACUAUGCGAUAAUAAGAGAAAAAUACGAGACUCCAAAGUAUCCCAUCGUCCUCGCCCACGGCCUCUUUGGCUUCGCUGAACUCCGUCUCUCUCCAUACUUUCCAGCUGUCGAAUACUGGCAUGGCAUUCACGAUGCCCUCACUGCCCAAGGCGCCACCGUCUUGACGCCUACUGUGCCUCCAUCAUCCUCUAUUGCCGAUCGCGCUACUGCUCUCCGCUCCGCCCUUGAAGCCCAUGCUCCAAUGCCUGAAGCCGUCACAAUUGUCGCGCACAGCAUGGGUGGUCUUGAUGCCCGAUAUAUGCUUUCGCACCUCGCUCCGCUCCCAGUCCGCGUUGCGGCUGUGGUUACCGUUGCAACGCCGCACCGAGGAAGCGCAUUUGCAGACUACCUCCUUGAUGAAGAAGUCUCGCCACUGCACCAUUACUUGCCUCAACUUUAUCAGACAUUUGAAAAAGCUGGUCUUGGUACAGCAGCGUUCUCACAGUUGACGAGACGCUACAUGGCUGAAGAGUUCAAUCCGAGCACGCCAGAUCAACCAGACGUACGCUACUUUUCGUACGGAGCGGCAGUAGAGCGGCCGGCGCUGCUGAGUCCAUUUCGGCACCCGCACGCCAUCAUGACACAGGCCGAGGGACCCAACGAUGGACUUGUCAGUGUGGAGAGCAGCCACUGGGGCACAUACAAAGGCACGCUCCUUGGAGUGAGCCACUUGGAUCUGAUAAACUGGUCCAAUCGUGUUGGUUGGACAGUCCGGGAGUGGAUGGGAAUCAAGAAGAAUUUCAAUGCUAUUGCAUUCUAUCUUGACAUAGCAGACAUGUUAGCUAAAGAAGGUUACUGA